AUGCGUGCCUUGUCAUCACGCAGGGCAGGUUUCGGUUUGCAAACACUAUACAUUCCUUCCCCAGAGCUCGAGCUGUAGCGAGGACCAGAAGAGGAGACGCGGGCAUCAGAGGGCGGGGCGGAUUAAAAGAAGAAUUACAAAUAAACGUGGAUGGAUUUGGAGAUGUUACAUCCCGGACGUAGGUAGGAUACGGCCUAUGCUGUUAUGUGCAUGUGAAGUCUGGUGGAAGGCAGUGAGGUGAACGUCCGGGAUACACACGAGCACACGGGCCGAACGCGAUGCCCGCGUGACUGCAGGGAGGACAGAGGCGGCGGAGGAAGGGGAGGAGGAGGGUGGAGGUGCUUGUGUCGACCACCGCAAAAAGCCCCGAGGUGGAGUUGUGAACGAUCGAAACCUGGGAGGGAAGAAUAAUCCUAGCCUGACUUCUAUUUUUGGUGCAGUUUGAAAAUCUAUGGAGUAUAUUUAUUCCCUGUUCACGUCGAGGUGAUUGGCGUCGCUUAUACCGAACGAACCGGUUGAUCUUGGGCUUUGAUCUCCACGCCGCCUUUUUCUUAUUCGUGACAGGAUGAGGACCUAACAUAUGGUCGCGGGAGGGGAGCGCACAUGUUCGGAUGUUGCUCCUCCUGAUUGGACACACGGACUGACUGGUUCAUGUCAUCUCUGCUGGGGGUGAAACAACUAGUGAUCAUCAGCUGCUUUCUUUGGGAGGCUUUAACAAUUUGCGGCCUGCUCGUUUCUCCAGUUACCGCAAUGCCACUGGCGAGAAGUGGAAGGCAGAAGGUGGAAAGGAGGGAGCAGCACAAAGCAAAUGAAUGUGUCAUGUAUAAGUUGCAAAAACUAGCACCAUUUUGAUUGUGUUUAAGUCAGAGAAUACUAUGAUAGGCUACUAUAGUGGCCUGUGAAUGGUGCUGAAAGAGACACUGUAUUGACUGAAGCUAUUUUAGUAUCAUGGCUGAAACAUCAAAUGAGGUGGGUAUGGUGGCUGUGACUGUGUAGUGGCUGCUCAUUUCUCAACUUUCUGCUGACAAAGUUCUUGGACUCACUCACUGGACUACGCACCAUGGGGCAUUGCGCAGAACCUAUGGCACCUGCCAGUGGGGAGCUUGGUGCAUAAUCUUGACAGAGUGGAGCUCUGAAACCAGUAUUUAUGUCUCUCCCUCUUCUACUUGCCUGCACUUCUACCCACACAACUGAACUUUGUUUUAUGAACUCACAGUAAGCGUGAAACAUCUCCCAGCCUCCUCCACACACGCCGACGAGCCUGGCAUGCCUUCGCCGUCAGACUCCAGCAGCGUGGCUUCGGCCUCGGGGUCUCGAGGCUGGUCAGACAGCCGCAGGGGCAUGUCAGGCCGGGGGCCUGGUGGGGCACGGCUACUCCUUUACCUAGGGCUGUGCCACCUGGGCCUGGGGGCCAUGGUCCUGGCUUUCUCUUUCACCAGCAUGGCCUUCACCUCCUCUGCCCGUGUGAGGCAGUCCUGUCCAUUCUGGGCUGGCUUCUUUGUGGUGGCAUCAGGGAUAGUUGGAAUAAUCUCAUGGAGGAGACCGCUGACGCUGGUGGUGUCGCUGUUCAUGCUGCUGUCUGCAGUGUGUGUGAUCCUCAGUCUGGCCGGCUCAAUGCUCUCCUGUCAGAAUGCACAGAUGGUCAAGUCUAUGCUCACCUGCCAGGUGGAGAAUGGUCUGUGUGUGUGUUGUGCACCCACUCACUCCUGCUCCAUCACAGAGGAGGAGACCCUGGUGCUCUACCUGAACGCUGACUGCCACUCAGUCAGACAUCAGCUAAAGGACCUUUUGUUCAGUGCAUGUGGUCUCAGCAUUCUCUCCACCAUCAUCUGUACUCUGUCCACUGUGACCUGCAGUAUCCACAUAUUCUCUCUGGACCUUGUGCACCUGCUGGCCCCACAUCGCUCUCGUUCAGUCAACCCAGAAUGCACCACUCCUCAGGACGCCUUCCUGACCAACAUCAUGGACUUUGAGGAGUUUGUCCCACCUAUCCCUCCGCCCCCCUACUACCCUCCUGAGUACACUUGCAGUUCUGAAACAGACGCUCAGAGCAUUACCUAUAAUGGCUCCAUGGAGAGCCCCGUUCCUCUCUACCCCACUGACUGUCCUCCUCCUUAUGAAGCUGUGAUGGGACAAAGAGCUGCAAGCCAAGCCACAGUGUUUGACCCUCACGGCACAGAGCUGUCUGGAGAGAGAGGAACGUCUACUGCCUUCAGCGGAGAAGUUUCCAUGGACAGUGGCUCUCUGUUGAUGUCAGAGAUUGUGGAUAUCCCUGAUGAUUCCUCCCCCUCUGAGGAUUCCUGUCUGAUGGAGGUUGGGCUGAGGACCCGCGGGGAGAGGGGCAACAGGAACGUUGGUGAGGGGGGAGAUGGAGGAGACGGAGGAGACGGCGGGGAGUACAUCAGCUUUCGUAGUCCCCUGUCUCAGACUCCAGAGAGUCCUCUGGCAGGAGGACCGAGAGCCAGGCGCUUCCUCCGAGGAGAGCGGUCCAACUCCUGUUCUUCACCCAGCACAGCGACCACCACAUACAGGUCUCCAGUAUUGCGUCGGCAGGCCAUGCUAGCUAGUAGCUGUUCCCAGCUGGAAGCUAUAGGGAAAUCUCCCUCUCCACAGCAAUCCUCCAGCCCAGAGUUUCAUGUGUGCCCCUCCACUCGCUCAUGCCAAGGAGCUACCCCAUUCUCCUCUGCUCCUCCCAUUUCAUUCCCCUCAGCCGCCAGUGAGCAAAGCGGUGGUCAGGGUAAUGUGUCACCCCUCUUGGGCCAACCGUUGUACCUUCGACGAAGGGCCGGGGAGAGUGAGAAGGAUGGAGAGAGUGUGAGAAGGGACAGAGAGGGGCUCCUACGUCUUGUGAGGUCACACAGUGAGCCAGGCAUUGGCACCUCGACUGACACAGUUGACUUUGGCACUGGAGGCAGCAAAAUAUCUAUAGACACAGGUCCAUCCUCUGAGGCGUGUCUGUUGCCCCGCCCCUCUUCGCCUCCUGCUGCAGCUCUGCCAAGGAAAGGCAGCAUAAAAACAGCAGCAGCCAUAGGGGUGCAGGUUCCCUCUAAACCACCCCCUACCCCACCACUGCGUUUACCUAAAGACUGCCACCGUUCCCUAGGAGACCUUAAAGUGACUCGAGGUCUGGUGGCUCGCUUCCUGCAGCGCUCCAAACGCAACCUAUCACCCUCCUCCGAGCAUGCUGGGAGCACCGGGCAGGGGCUGAAGAGGAGGAGUGGAGUUGAGGGCGCUGCCACCAACCACCUGCCCUUUGAACAAGUGUUGCUGACCCCUUGGAGCAACGGCCGAGGAUAUUCCAACCAUCACACCCAUCACCCUCAUCGCCGUGGACACCACCAUUCCCAUAGUGACAGUCGGCACAACCGGCACCACAGCAGUCUGGCGCCAGAGGGGAUCCACCUGCGCAGCUGUGGAGAUUUAAGCUCCUCGUCCUCAACAUCACUACGUCGAUUAGUGACACCUCACGCAACGCAUGGGUCAUCGGGAGCUCUUUACUCAGAGUCUGCACUGUGAGGAGAGGAGGAGGCGAAAGGAGGGAUGGAAGAUGCUCAUGAGUUGACAGAGUUGUAAGGAAGAUGGAAGGAAAUAAGGCAGUCUGAGGAAAAGUAGAGUCUGAGGUAGUUUAGUGGAGAUAUCUAGUACUUCAAAUUUGAAAGUCUUCCCUCCUUUUCCUCUUUGUCACCUCCGUUUCCUGAAGCCAACUGUGCAAAUGGCCUUAUUCAGUGGUGCUCUUUAUCACUCUGAACAUCAGAGCUCACACUAUACUGAGCAGUGUGGUCCCUGUUCUAACAGAAUGAAUCCACAACUGGCUUAAACAACCAACCAGAUACAUCUUUCCGCUGUAUUCGCCACCCAUUCUCCCUCAAUACUGAUCAGGAGACAUAUUUUCCUCAAGACUGGAGGCAGAACUCAACUAGCAUUCAUGCUACAACAACCAAUUACUCAGAUGUACAUUCAGUCCGUUACAUCAUUAUGGGUUGCAAUAGGCUUCUGGCCCUUUUGUACAUUGCAAUUCACCCACAGGUUCGCUCAGAGAAGAAUCAUAGAAACCCUUAUUUUGUCUUCCAUUAAUUAAGUCAAGUGAAUCUCGAUAGAUAUAGAGUUAGCUGAGUGCUCUGACAUGGAAACCGCUUCACUGAGUUGCUAAUUUGACCUUUUUAUCUUUUUCCACGUUUUUCCAUCUUCACACUGGCCUUAAAAAAAGGCAGCCAGCAUUUUUAACAUUGACAUUAAUGCAUGCCACAGACACAUGCUAAGCGUUUGAAAUGUAUAUUCUGUGAGUGGCCCCUGGACGCGGUGGUUUGAUUUGCAUAUGUGCAUGUUUCGCUACAGCCUCCCGAAUACAGCAGGUACCUUGUGCAUUGGACCUGAUCGUCUGUGUAACUACGUAACAUGUCCUCAGAAUGUCUUAUCUGCAUGUUUUGACAAUGCUUCUUAUUUUUGUUCUCUUGCAUUUGAAAUGUGUUUGUGUCAAUAGAUAGCUGAAGGGGAAGGUCAGAGUUAAAGAUGCGCAGUGCUCCCAAAGUUUUCGACCAGAUGGCUCCAAACAUGCCUCUGCAUCCUAAUUUGAUUUUGGUCGGGUUUGAAAAUGUUUCAAGUGCACAGCCAUAUCCGUGACACUAGCUAACGCGGCCGGAUUCUGUAAGAUAAGUGGUGUAAAUUGCACUGUGACUGAAGAGUCUCUUGCAAUAAAUGUUGGUAUUUUUUAUGAGGCUGGGCUUCACACUAUGCUUUGGCACGGUUCUCUUUGGACUUUCAGGGGUUGUGGAUGGGUGAUUAAUAAAACAAACAAAAACCGUGGGCUGCUAACAGUGAACAUAUGAUGGGUCUGGCAGCUCUGGAAACUGGGUAAUGAGUAUAUCACUAUUUGGGUCGAAUUGGAUUUUUUUUCUUUGGAAAGUAUUUUUGAUGUGCUCACAAAGUGAUGAUAUUGACUCCAUAUUAGUAAAGGCACAUUUUGGAUAUACUCAUGUAUUUACCAAAUUUUAGAAAUGCGCACACACACACACCUGCACACAGAUGCAGGCACACCCAUACACUCCCUUAUUAAGGCAUUGAGCUGUAUUUCUACCUCCUGUCUUGCAUUAAACAUUAUUUAUUUGAAGAAAUGUAUAUCUGUAUGGCAGGCUUAACAGGCUAGAGCCUUGAAACCUGAAUAAUAAAUGUAUCUAAAUAUGACAAGUAUUCCAGAUUUUAAAUUCAGUGUCGAUGGCAAAACUUUUAAUGCAAGUUAUGUAUUUCAAAAUAUGAAAUAAAUGAUAGAC
This is a messenger RNA of Cyclopterus lumpus (lumpfish), 5267 nucleotides long. RefSeq names its product family with sequence similarity 189 member B (gene entrep3). NCBI's taxonomy places the organism in Eukaryota, Metazoa, Chordata, Actinopteri, Perciformes, Cyclopteridae. The record is from RefSeq and is a predicted model, not a curated record. Gene Ontology annotation, cellular component: membrane. The transcript has 14 exons. The coding region runs from base 1267 to 3516 and encodes 749 amino acids.